This is a messenger RNA of Colletotrichum gloeosporioides, 3717 nucleotides long. RefSeq lists its product as uncharacterized. The coding region runs from base 1 to 3717 and encodes 1238 amino acids. Gene Ontology annotation, molecular function: protein binding. NCBI's taxonomy places the organism in Eukaryota, Fungi, Ascomycota, Sordariomycetes, Glomerellales, Glomerellaceae. The transcript has a single exon. The record is from RefSeq and is a predicted model, not a curated record.
AUGGCUAAUAUCGAGAGAGCUAUUGAACAGGCGAUACUGUCCAUCAAUGCUGUCCCUGGUGAUUACCGGGUGUGGCCGGGAUAUCUCAAUAAACUUCACCUUACGCUCGUUGAGCCUCAUGCGACUAUCACUGCACUAGACAUUGCCACGCAACUGGCUCAGAACGCCAUCGAUAACAUACCAGCCGGCCAUUCGGAGCGGGAAGAAUGUAUGGACGUCCUUUCGAUCCUGUAUCGGAAGAGACACGCUCUGCAUCUGAAGACAAAUGCUUUGCAAAACGCUCAAGAUGACAUUGGAUUGGCCAUCAAUUUAGCCCAACAAUGCUACGACGCCACGCCCAAAGACCAUCCACGUUGGACCAACCGUUUGAACAGACUGUGUAGCUGGUUGAACGAUAAAUGCAUGAUGUCAGGGGAUGCGGCUGAUUUGGACGAGGCUAUCCGAAUGGUCCGUCAUGCACUGGAAGUCACCCCAGUGCCUUCACCGGACCGAUCCGACUACAUGAGCAGCCUAAGUAACCUGCUUGGCAGAAAGUAUAGGAGCACCAAAGCCGAUAAAGAUUUCAAAGAAGCCUUGAAAACGACGCACGCAGCUAUGGAAUUGCCAGCGGGCGCCAAACACCGGGCUGUGUGCCUGCGCUGCCUGGCAGUCCUCUGGAAUGUCCGAUACGAGUGCUCCUCAGCCAUAGCUGACCUACAGGAAGCUAUCAAGGCUGCACAACAAGUGAUUGAGACCUCGGUACAGGGCAGUGAGGAAUGGCAGGGUGACGUGAGACUUCUGGGGAUUCUACUUCAUCAGAAACACUCGAAUACUCGUACAGACUCGGAUCUAGAAAAAGCCAUCCAAGAGCAACGAAAAGCUGUGAAGUCUCUUCCUCGGGGAACCUGGAACUGGACAUCAUGCUGUUUCACUCUCGCAAACCUCCUCAAUGACAGAUACUCCCAGCACUCAGACGAGAGAGAUCUCAACGAAGCCAUUCAGGUUGCAAGAGAAAAUGUCGAUGCCACGUCUUCAAAUCAUGAAGAGAAAUUCAACCUUUCAAUGCAGCUUUUGAAUCUACUCGACGGGAAGCGAGACUCCAUGAAUGAUAGGCAAGAAUCAGAGAACACCAUACAUCUAGCGCGUCAGCUUUUGAAUGAAACCCCGGAAGACGACGAUGAAAACCAAACGAAGUUGAGGACCAUUCUCGGGCACUGGCUUGGUGAUAGUUACUCGAAGACAGGGGAUGUUGACAAGCUAGAUGAGGCGAUUCAAAUCACCCGCGAGGCUAUCUUAUACACCCCAUCAAAGGACCCUAGCUGGGUGGACUAUAGAAACAGCCUUGCAGUUUGGCUUGUUGAAAGACAUCAAAGGAAGGGAGUAUUAGCAGAUCUGGAUGAGGCCAUUCAGCUAGCUCGAGAAAAUGUCGACGCUUCUCAAGGUGGAGAGAGGGUCGAGGGGUUAUCUAAUCUCGCGUCCUGGCUCACAAGAAGAUUCGAGAUUGAGGGAGCCCUUUCAAAUCUCGAAGAAGCCGUUUCACUUGCCCAACGGGCAGUCGAAGCUACUCCUCUAGAGUCAAAGAACCGUUACAAGCAGUCAAUGACUCUAGCAGGCAUACUUAAAGCCAGGUACAUCAGGUUGAGAAACUUGGAGGACUUAGAUGAGGCUAUCCGCUUAGCCCGCAACGCUGUUGAGACCAUUCCUUCUGUUCAUCGGGAUUGGGCAGCAUGCGCACAUAAUUUAGCAGGCGAUCUUCACGACAGGUUUCAGAGGACGAUUUCCCUGGAUGAUCUAAAUGAAGCUUCAAAAUUUGCCUACGCCGCCACAGAAGCUACAGAUCAAGAUGACCCACGGCUAGUCGUGUACCUGAAUACAUGCGGGGGAAUCAAUCAAUUGAUGUGGCAAGCAUCUUCGAAGGAUGGGUAUCUUGAAGAAGCCAUUAGUUUCGGGAGGAGAGCCCUCCAACUCAUCGAAGAAGACCACUCAGGCCGAGCUACCUACGCCAACAAUCUUGCGAAUUGGCUCAUAGACAGAUACUCGAAAUCCUCAGCGGCGACAGAUCUGGCAGAGGCCAAGGCACUCUAUGCUACGGUGUCAAGUCAAGAAAUGUAUGGAGUACGAGAUCGUAUUCAUGCUGGUCGAAGAUUCCUGAGGCUCCCAAACAUUCUUGAAGAUGACGCUCAGCUGGCUUAUGAUAUUGCCAAGACAACAACCGAGUUGGUACCUCUGUUAGCUCCCCAUUCUCUUCAAAACGCAGACAAGCAGCAUGUCCUGGCUGAAGCUGUGGGAAUAGCUUCAGAUGCGGCUGCCAUCGCACUUCGUUUCCAAGAGACCACAGAGGCCGUUAGACUGCUCGAGACUGGUCGAGGCAUUCUCGCCGGCGCGAUCCAAGACAUGCGAACAGACCUAUCCAGCUUACAGAAAAGCCACCCCUCACUGGCGGAGGCUUUCAUUGCGCAACGUAACCAGCUUGACAGCCCGAUCUCCACGGAAGGCUUAUUACCAGGCGAGCCGAGAAACAACGUCAGCGCGGACCAACGCUAUAGCGCAUCCAAAGCCCUCCAAGACACUCUCCGCGAGAUUCGGAAAAUACCGCAGUUCGAAGGGUUUCUACUCCCACCGUCUGAUGAAACCAUCAGAAAGGCCGCCUCGCGGGGCCCUGUAGUCAUUCUGAAUGUCAGCUCUUUUCGCUGCGACGCCAUCAUCAUCACCCCCUCCGAUAUCCAGGUACAGAACCUACCCAGCUGUACUCAGCAAGGGAUUAUGGAAAGGGUCACCCAAGUGAAAACACAGGCUACCCUUGAGUGGCUCUGGGAUACGAUCGUUCACCCUGUGCUCCUAACAUUGGGUCUAGAUCAGCCAGCCGUCGGAACCUGGCCGCGAAUUUGGUGGGUUCCCACUGGCCCGUUGGUGAGGUUUCCUCUCCAUGCCACCGGCUAUCACCUUCGACAGGAUCGUCAAACGACAUUAGAUAGAGCAAUUUCUUCCUACAGCUGGUCCUUAAGAGGGAUCAAGCACACCCAACCGCGUCCAACGAUGAAACUUUCGGCAACGUCGUUAGGCUCAAAGAUGGUGAUCGUCGCGAUGAGGGAGACGCCAGACCAGGCAACCCUAGAAUACACGGGGGUCGAGAAGGAGGCGAUUUUAGACGUCACAGGGCGCGCAGACGGCCUGCAGUGCGUUCAGCCUAUGCCCUCUAGAUUGGAAGUCUUGUUAGAAUUGGAAUCCUGCGAUGUCUUCCACUUCGCAGGGCACGGCAGCGCACAUCCUACAAACCCUCUGCAAAGCCAACUGUUGUUGAAGGACUGGAAAGAGGCACCUUUGACGGUGAACAGCUUACUUGAGCGCAACCUCGACUCCAAGUCUCCGUACCUCGCCUAUCUUUCAGCAUGCGGAACAGGCGAGGUCCAAGACGAGAAAUCUGUGGACGAGGUAACGCACCUGGCGAGCGCUUUCUUGCUUGCGGGGUUUCGAAACGUCGUGAGCACACUGUGGGAUGUGGAUGACGAGCAGUCCGCACGAACGGCGAAGAUGACAUACGAACAUAUUCUAAGCACGGAGUCGGAUGACGAUGGGACCGUCGCGCGUGCCUUGAAUCAUGCUACGCGGAAGCUUCGGGAUGAGUGGGUGAGAAGACGACACGGACACGUCCCGGAUGAAGCAAGCUCGAGAAAUCCUGGCAAACGGCGAGUAGCAGAGAGGUUGAACUGGACGCCCUACGUUCACUACGGGGGCUAG